Molecule: messenger RNA, 978 nt
Organism: Nicotiana tabacum (common tobacco)
Lineage: Eukaryota; Viridiplantae; Streptophyta; Magnoliopsida; Solanales; Solanaceae
Source: RefSeq, a predicted model, not a curated record
AUGGAACGACAUCAACCUUAUGUCAGGGCGGCUGCCGCCCCUUCCCACCGCUAUGAAGAAGGCCCAUCCAGGCCAAGGACAAGGACUCAUCGGAACGAAAAAUAUAUGCCCCCUUUACUAUCUGCUCACAAUUUUUGUGUGUCACCUACAGAGAUAGUCUACACUCUUGAGAAACUCGAAACGAAAGUAAAGUGGCCGCCGAAGAUGAGUUCAGAUCCAAACACCAGGAAAUCGGACGCGCUCUGGCACCUCAAAGAGUUGUUAAGAGAUAAGGGGAGAACCAACUUCGCUAGAGGACGUGAACAUCAAGGCCCACCAAAGUCGCCAUCGCCAGCUCAUACUACCAACAUGAUCAUCGGAGGCGAUGAUGACACCUUUAUCAACGACGUGAAGUUCACCACCACCCACAAGCUCAAGCAGUCUAUCAUCCGCGAAUGGUACAACAGACUCGAAGAAAGUAUCAUUUUCGAUGAGUCGGAUGCCGACGGUUUGACUUUUCCUCAUAAUGAUGCCCUCGGUAUUACUAUAUGUAUUUUAGAUACCGAUGUCAAACGCAACAUGGUGGACGAUAGAAGUGGAGCAUGCAUUAUCCAUCCCCGAGUCCUUACCCAAAUGAGACUUGAGGAUAAGAUAAUGCCGCUAUGCAUCACGCUAACCGGUUUUAAUAAUGCAGUUGAGCGGACAUCCGGGGAAAUUACACUCCUCGUCUUGGCCGGCGGCGUGACUCUAGAGACAACUUUCCACAUCAUGGAACAUGCCACAAUGUACAACGCCAUAGUGGGAAGACUAUGGAUACAUCCCAUGAGAGCCAUCCCCUCCAGCUUAUACCAAGCAAUUAAAUUCCCAACACUAUGGGGAAUAUUCAGCAUACGCGGGGAACAACGCACAUCUCGGGAAUGCUAUUGCAUUGCCUUGGAUAGCAUGGCAACCCAACAGAAAAAGACAAAGAAAAAGAGGAAUACCAAUCAACAGGGCUGA